This is a messenger RNA of Syngnathoides biaculeatus (alligator pipefish), 1487 nucleotides long. RefSeq names its product chromosome 13 C7orf25 homolog (gene c13h7orf25). The record is from RefSeq and is a predicted model, not a curated record. Lineage: Eukaryota; Metazoa; Chordata; Actinopteri; Syngnathiformes; Syngnathidae. The transcript is spliced from 2 exons. The coding region runs from base 176 to 1387 and encodes 403 amino acids.
CGCUGACGUCAUCGGGGAACGGAGUGUAAAGAGGCGUGGACUUCCGCGUCAUUGGGCGUGACCGAAUGUGCUAGGCUAGUAUGCUAAGGUGCCUGCGCUUGUUCCUGUUGCCAUUUCGCAUCCGAAUUUGCCUGUCCGUCGUCACGAGCCCUUGCCGCAGAAGAAUGCGUCCAUCAUGUCUCUGCAGGACAUGCUCCAGGACCGCAUAGGCGUGGCCAAGGCCUUGUGUCAACGCGCUGAACAAAUCGAUCCGGCCGUGGAAGGACGCGGAAAACUGUGCGGCAAACUCCGGGCCGAGCUCUGCUUCCUGCGCCGCGUGGAAGGCGGCCGGCUGCCCUUCAAAGAGUGCCACCUGCAUAGCACCAACCUGACCCACCUGACCGCUGUGCUGGAGUCGGCCGAGAGUCUGGAGGGAGUGGUCGCCGUGCUGCACGUGAUCUCCUACCGGGACGCGGUCGGACACAGGCAGACGCUGGUGGUGGACGUGGUGGCCAACGACGGGCGCACGUGGGUCAAGGCGGUGGGCAGGAAAGCCGAGGCCCUGCACAACAUCUGGCAGGGUCGCGGCCAGUACGGCGCCAAGAGUCUCGUACGGCAGGCCGAGGACUUUGUGCUCGCCAGUCGCCAGCGGCCCGUCCAGUACGUCCACCCGCAUGUGGUCUUCGCCUUCUACAACGGCGUGUCGAGCCCCAUGGCGCAGCGCUUGGAGGAAAUGGGCGUUGCCGUCCGCGGGGACAUCGUGGCCGUCAACGCCGUGCCGGCGGGGGACGACGGCGAGGAAGACGAGGAUGACGAGGAGCGGGCCAAGCCGAGCCGCGUGGAUCGUGACACUGUGCUGGCCAGCCUGGCGUUCCCGGCGCAGGUACGUGCCGAAGAGUGUGGCCGCGUCAACCUUGACAUCACCACGCUUAUCGCGUAUGUGUCGUCACUGAGCCACGGUCGCUGCCAUCUGGCCUUCCGCGAGCCCGUCCUGACUGAGCAGGCGGCGCAGGAGCGGCGCCAGCAGGUGCUGCCGCUCCUGGAUGCUUUCAUGGCGGGCAAGGAGUUGUACGCCUGCCACGCUGCAGUCCACGACUUUCAGCUCAUCCUGGACACGCUAGGUGGGCCCGGCGAGAAGGAGCGUGCCCGCCAGCUACUGGCCCGCCUGCGCCUGGUGGACGACCGGCCGUCGGAGCGAGCCACGGCGCUCGCGCCCAGCGCCAAAGUCAACCGCCGCUCGCUCUUGAUCUUCGGCACCGGGGACUCGCUGCGGGCCAUUACCAUGACGGCCAACAGCCGCUUCGUCAGAGCGGCGGCCAAUCAGGGCGUCCGUUUCAGUGUCUUUGUGCACCAGCCAAGAGCGCUCACCGAGGGGAAAGAGUGGAGGGCCACGCCCAUCCAAAGUUAAGCGUCAGUGUCUUUUAUUUUCCCUACGAACAGGAACAUUUUCAAUCAUUAUUGUUUUGUUUUUUUUUUCCCUGCACAAAUAAAGCAUCUGGGUCGGUUUA